This is a messenger RNA of Penicillium pulvis, 1729 nucleotides long. RefSeq names its product putative CECR1 family adenosine deaminase. The coding region runs from base 8 to 1729 and encodes 573 amino acids. The transcript is spliced from 2 exons. Gene Ontology annotation, molecular function: adenosine deaminase activity. Lineage: Eukaryota; Fungi; Ascomycota; Eurotiomycetes; Eurotiales; Aspergillaceae. Gene Ontology annotation, biological process: adenosine catabolic process; inosine biosynthetic process. The record is from RefSeq and is a predicted model, not a curated record.
GAGAACCAUGGCGAGUGAUAACAAGGACUGGGAGCUAGAGGAAGGGAUUCCUCAGGUGGAGGACCCUUUCAUUCAACAAUACUUGAAGGGACGCAAUGCGCUUAUUGCAGAGGAGCAGAAAAGACGCCACGACGCGACAUUUCGGAGAACUUUGUCUCCAAUUGCUGCACGGGCAUGCAAAAUUGUCUCUCAGAUCCGAGCACGUGAGCAGAACGAGGUAUGGACACAAGGACUAGACGACGCGACAGCCCACGAGUCCGACGAGAUUCUUUACCCAGGAGUGAUGUUCCACCAUGCCAAAGGUCGUAUGGAAAAGACGAACCUGUGGAAAAUUGUGGACAAAAUGCCUAAAGGAUCGCUUCUGCACGCUCACAUGGAUGCGAUGUUCGACAUUGACUUCUUGGUUGAUCAAGCGUUCUCAACGCCGGGCAUGCAUAUCUCCGCACCAGCCCCAUUGAUUACUCAACAAGACUUUGAGUCCGCGCUUUUCGGAUUUGAGUUCGUAUCCAAACCAGAGACGGCUACUGAUAAGCCCGCCAUUUGGUCUGAGCAGUAUGAAGCUUCAACCCUUAUCCCUAUCCAGACUGCCGCGUCUUCAUUUCCAAAUGGCGGAGAGGCGGGAUUCCGGGAAUGGGUCAAGAGUCGAUGCAUGAUUAUGCCAGAGCACUCGUACAAGCACCACCAUGGAGUUGAUGCGAUUUGGAAAAUCUUCAAGGGAUGCUUUGGGGUGAUCAACUCUAUCCUGAUGUACGAACCGAUUUUCCGGGCAUGCCUGCGUCGCAUGUUGGGGCAACUUGCGGCAGACGGAAUUCGAUAUGUCGAGUUUCGCAUCGUAUUGCGUAUUCCGUUUCGGAAAGAAGGUAGUGAUGAGCCCGAGACAGAUCAUACAGAGUUCUUCAGGGUGUUUGAGGAGGAGAUGAAUCAGUUCAAGGAAUCCGAAGCGGGAAAGAAUUUCUACGAAGCCCGAAUUAUCUGGUGCUGUUUGCGAAUUCUUCCUAACGCUGAUCUUGUUGAGGAUAUGAAGAACUGUAUUGCCAUGAAGCAAUCCUUCCCGGAUGUGAUUUGUGGAUUUGAUCUAGUCGGCCAAGAAGAUACUGGCAGGCCCCUUGUGGAUUUGGUGCCAAUACUAUUCUGGUUCAAGAAACAAUGUGCCGAGGAGGGAGAAGACAUCCCGUUCUUUUUCCAUGCCGGUGAAACCUUGGGAGACGGCGAUGCAACGGACAAAAACCUCUUUGAUGCGAUCCUGUUGGGCACAAGAAGAAUCGGCCAUGGAUUCUCCCUAUAUAAACACCCGCUGCUCAUUGACCUAGUCAAGGAGAGGAACAUCAUGGUCGAGUGUUGCCCCAUCUCCAAUGAGAUUCUCCGACUUACGAGCUCCAUCAAGUCUCAUCCGUUGCCGGCCAUGCUAUCCCGGGGCGUCCCCGUCUCACUUUGCAACGACGACCCGGCUAUUCUCGGCCAUGGAAAGAAUGGACUUACGCAUGACUUUUGGCAGGUCAUGCAAGGUCUUGAAAACGUCGAUCUUGCGGGGCUUGCAAUGAUGGUACAGAAUUCCAUCCGGUGGAGCUGCUACGAGGAUCAGUCAACUGCGGAGUGGAAGGCUGAGGUCGGAGAGGGAAUCCUGGGAGAGGGAAUCAAGGCUGCCCGUUUGCGGGAAUGGUACUCGGACUUUGAGAAGUUCUGUGAAUGGGUGGUGAUGGAGUUUGCGGAGUUUGACGAGGACGAUUGA